CUCACACUCCGGAUAACAGCUUCCUUGGAUUUGUGGUGGAGCAGCAUCUGAAUUCCAGUGACAUUAAACACAUUAAUGACAUCAAGAGGCAGAACCAAUCUCUCGUUUAUGGCAAAGUAGACAAUUUCUGGAAGGAUAAGAAGGCUUAUCUGGAUGUCAUCCACACCUAUAUGGAGGUCCAUGGAACUGUUCAUGGGACAAGCACCAUUUAUAUUCCUGGCUACGUAAAAAACCAUGGUAUACUCAGUGGGCGGGAUUUGCAGUUUCUACUGAGAGAAACCAAACUGUUUGUUGGUCUUGGAUUUCCAUAUGAAGGACCAGCUCCUUUAGAAGCUAUUGCUAAUGGAUGUGCUUUCCUAAAUUUAAGAUUUAACCCACCAAAAAGCAGCAAAAACACAGAAUUUUUCAAAGGCAAACCUACACUCCGAGAGUUGACAUCUCAGCAUCCUUAUGCUGAAGUUUACAUUGGGAAGCCCCAUGUCUGGACUGUAGACAUCAAUGAUCUUUCUGAAGUUGAGAAGGCUGUGAAAUCAAUUUUGAAUCAAAAGAUUGACCCUUAUUUGCCCUAUGAAUUCACAUGCGAGGGAAUGCUUCAAAGGAUGAAUGCAUUUAUUGAAAGACAGGAUUUCUGUCAUGGGCAGGUGAUGUGGCCCCCACUAAGUGCCCUUCAAGUAAAGAUUGCUGAACCUGGAAAAUCCUGUAAACAAGUUUGUCAGGAAAGCCAGCUCAUCUGUGAGCCUUCCUUCUUCCAGCAUCUUAACAAGGACAAGGCUCUGCUUAGGUAAGGAGUUAAAAGCAUAAACAUAUU
Merops nubicus (carmine bee-eater) is the source of this 808-nucleotide messenger RNA. Its product is annotated as alpha-1,6-mannosylglycoprotein 6-beta-N-acetylglucosaminyltransferase A-like. Gene Ontology annotation, molecular function: alpha-1,6-mannosylglycoprotein 6-beta-N-acetylglucosaminyltransferase activity. Lineage: Eukaryota; Metazoa; Chordata; Aves; Coraciiformes; Meropidae. The record is from RefSeq and is a predicted model, not a curated record. Gene Ontology annotation, cellular component: Golgi apparatus. The annotation marks the transcript as partial. Gene Ontology annotation, biological process: protein N-linked glycosylation. The transcript has 6 exons.